Messenger RNA from Condylostylus longicornis, 1343 nucleotides. It is a transcript of the gene Spf45, whose product is annotated as splicing factor 45. Gene Ontology annotation, biological process: alternative mRNA splicing, via spliceosome; mRNA cis splicing, via spliceosome. Gene Ontology annotation, molecular function: RNA binding. Bases 131 to 1303 code for a protein of 390 amino acids. NCBI's taxonomy places the organism in Eukaryota, Metazoa, Arthropoda, Insecta, Diptera, Dolichopodidae. Gene Ontology annotation, cellular component: precatalytic spliceosome. The record is from RefSeq and is a predicted model, not a curated record. The transcript has 2 exons.
UGAAAAAAUAUUUUAUAUCAAAGUAAACAAAUAUUUGUAAAAUAUAAUCCUUAUUAAAAACUUAUUAUUGUCGGCACAAUUACAAAACUUUUCUCCUUGAAGUUUUAUUUUAGAAACGUACGCAUAUAAAAUGGACCUAUACGACGAUUUGGAUACUAAAAAGCAACUUGAUGGUUGGUCAUCAGGGAUUAAAAUGUUGCAAACACAACUAGCGAUUAAAAAAGCUACUUUACCUCCACCCAAAAAGGAGGUACCAAAAAAGCCGAGUCUAAUGCCAACUGUAACUUUAAGUAGACCAAAGAAAGUUGAAGAUCUUUUUAGCAACAGCGACCACAUAAAAAAACCAGAGGUAAAGAAAUCUCAAGUGCAAGUUACAGUUCCUGUUGGACAAUUACCCCCAGCUGAAAUAACGAAUGAAUGGGAUUUCGUAGAUGAAUAUAAUCCUUUAUGGCCAAAUGAAUAUGAAAAAUUAGUAAAAGAUAAACGAGAUCGGGAUAGAGAGAGGGAUAAAAGAGAUGACUAUCACAGAGACCGUAGGAAACGAAUUAGUAAACCUCACGAAGAUUCACCUCCCGUGAAGCUUUCAGGAUUUGCGGGACGCUCGAAUGAUGAAGAUUCUUACGAAAAAUCACCUCCAUCUGCAACACCUUCGCGUACUUCUGGUGUGGCAAUUGCUCCACCUCCUUCGCUACAAGAAAGUACCGCAAUCAUACCAGAGAAAUUAGAAUUAUCGAAUGCGAAUGUGACUACACCAUAUGGAACUAGCUCAGUUGCAGCUAAAAUUAUGGCAAAAUAUGGUUUUAAAGAUGGACAAGGUCUUGGUAAACAAGAACAAGGAAUGUCUAUUGCAUUACAAGUUGAAAAAACUUCCAAAAGAGGCGGUCGAAUUAUACAUGAAAAGGAACUAUUCAUACCCCCACUUCCACCACCAAGUCCACCAGCUCCAGCUCCUGCAGUAAUUGAACCACCUAAACCGGAACCCAGUAUAACGGAAAUUAUGAAAUCUCCAAGUAAAGUUGUACUUCUAAGAAAUAUGGUGGGUCCAGGUGACGUUGACGCAGAAUUGGAACCAGAAGUUAAAGAUGAAUGCAAUACAAAAUACGGUGAUGUUGUGUCUGUCGCGAUACAUGAAGUGCCAGGUGCAACUCCAGAUGAAGCAGUAAGAAUUUUUGUAGAAUUCAAACGAAUCGAAAGUGCUAUUAAAGCAGUAGUCGAUCUUAAUGGACGUUUUUUUGGUGGAAGGCAAGUAAAGGCAGGAUUUUACGAUUUUGAUAAAUUUAAAAGUGGUCAGAUAAAUUAUUAAAUAAAAUAAUUACAUUCAACUCGUCCUUGUAUUUUUUAUU